Molecule: messenger RNA, 1473 nt
Organism: Verruconis gallopava
Lineage: Eukaryota; Fungi; Ascomycota; Dothideomycetes; Venturiales; Sympoventuriaceae
Product: methylthioribulose-1-phosphate dehydratase
Exons: 2
Coding region: 88-846 (252 amino acids)
Cellular component (GO): cytoplasm
Molecular function (GO): methylthioribulose 1-phosphate dehydratase activity; metal ion binding
Source: RefSeq, a predicted model, not a curated record
GCCAUUUUGAGAACACCAAGGCCAUCCUCGCAGCGCAAAAACCUAGACUCCUGCUCCCUGAGGAGAGAGGGAAACCCCGAAUUUAAAAUGUCUGCGCCUGCGAACCUCCCUCAUGGCGAGCAGGAUGAUGUAUCAGGCGAAGCUCUCAUCACGUCCUCGGACCCGGAGCACCCAGCAAAUCUCAUUCCGGAUCUUUGCCGCAACUUCUAUAGCUUAGGAUGGGUGACGGGUACUGGUGGCGGCACGUCCAUUCGUGACACAAGCACGGGCAACAUCUACAUCGCGCCCAGCGGUGUCCAAAAGGAACGUAUGAAGGCUACUGACCUCUUUGUUCUGGCUUACCCGGCCAAAAAGUACCUCCGCAAACCGCAAAACCUUAAACCUUCUCAAUGCACGCCGCUUUUCCUAGCUGCGUUUGACCGCGGAGCCGGCUGCUGCAUACACACCCAUUCUCAGUGGGCCGUCCUUAUCACAUUGCUUGUAGAAAAGCAGUUUGGACCUGAUGCUUGCUUCGAAAUUGAGCACCUCGAACAGAUUAAAGGCAUCGCAAAGGGUAGAGGCAAGCCGGGUGCUCUAAGUUACUGGGACCGGUUGCGUGUACCGAUCAUUGAGAACACUGCACACGAGGAGGAUCUGACAGAGAGUUUGGAAGCAGCCAUGGAAAAAUUUCCCGACAGUUAUGCUGUGCUGGUGCGAAGGCAUGGCGUGUAUGUGUGGGGCGAUAACGUGCACAAGGCGAAAACUAUGUGUGAAAGCUUCGAUUACAUCUUUCAGCUCGCGGUGGAGAUGCAUAAACUGGGCCUGCCGUGGGUACGGGAUGACAAGUCCGGACUGGUAGAGGGAUGAGCAACUCCAGGCACGGUUACGGCUACAAAAAGAUUUCUAAGGGCGGGCAUGUUAACAACUGCGUUCACGAAAAUCAUGGCAGAAGAUGAGAAAACCACAGAAAGCGGUAGAAGGUAAGAAGCAAUUCGCUUGUCAUGAACCUAGGCCUGUUGAUUUAUCCACGAGCACAUACAAUGAUCGUACCCCAUUGGGUUGAGAUUGUGGGCUCUCGCAUUGCCUCCAAAGCAAACCCUUUGUGCACAUGCGGCCCUUUUCCUUUCCAACGCCAAACUUGCUAGCUAAUGUAGCCCCACGGACAAGUUCGCGAACGAAGUACCGGCCUCCUAAAUGGCCCCAAAAUGCACAGGACCUGAAAGAACCUAGAUGUGAAGGAUAGCUAUGAAAAGCCCCCUGCAGCAAAAUAAGCUGCAAAAAUGUACAACUCCGAAUGCGAGAUGGGAAAUAUGAUCCCUAGCACUUGUUAACUAGAUACUGUUCCAAGAUCGAGAAGAUAUGAGGUACGAAAGCAGCUCCAAGUAGCUGCUCUUGCGAAGCCGGGCGCAAAGAUGAAGGCAAGGAAAGAGCUUUGACGCCUAAGCUGCUGCCUGCUCCACUUGCGCCACUGGCUCUGCUGAUUUUGUCUCUGGA